Molecule: messenger RNA, 6202 nt
Organism: Micropterus dolomieu (smallmouth bass)
Lineage: Eukaryota; Metazoa; Chordata; Actinopteri; Centrarchiformes; Centrarchidae
Gene: l1cama
Product: L1 cell adhesion molecule, paralog a
Biological process (GO): brain development; cell-cell adhesion
Molecular function (GO): cell-cell adhesion mediator activity
Source: RefSeq, a predicted model, not a curated record
GCAAUGCCUCACACGCAGCGACAGCAGGUUGGCAGUAGGGGGCAGUGCUCCUCCCGCCUCCUCCCCCUUCUCCUCCUCCUUCUCUCCCUUGCUGCCCAGCCCUGCCAAGCAGCCAUAAACAUACCCUCCAACUACCACAUGAGUGAUCUCAAGAGGCCUCCAGUGAUCACCACGCAGCCGGAGUCUGUCACCGUCUUUAGUGUUGAAGACCUCGUCAUGAGCUGUGAAGCUUCCGGCAACCCUUCGCCCAUUUUCCGAUGGACAAAGAACGGAGAGGAGUUUGACCCGGGCAGUGACCCAGAGCUGAAGGUUACUGAGCGCUUUGGCUCAUCCGCGUUCUACACACUCAGUAAUACUAUGGACACCCUGAAGCAGUACCAAGGCAAAUACGUCUGCUACGCAUCCAACGAGCUGGGGACAGCCGUCUCUAACGAGGCCAUACUCAACACUGAUGCCCCCCCCUCCCAGCAGAAAGAAAAAAAGGUUAAUGUGAAGGCUGAAGAGGGUAACAGUAUGGUUCUGAAGUGUAACCCCCCGCAGAGCUCUAUGGAGCCUAUCAUUCACUGGAUGGAUUGGCGUCUACACCAUAUCCAGCUAAGUGAUCGGGUGGUCGUGGGAAAGGAUGGUAACCUAUACUUUGCCCAUUUGACAACUGAGGACAGCAGGAAUGACUACACCUGCAAUGUCCAGUACCUGACAACACGCACCAUUCUGGCAAAGGAACCCAUCACUCUGACUGUCAACCCCUCCAACUCUGUACUGCGGAACAGGAGGCCCCACAUGAUGAGACCUUCUGGAAGCCACAGCACUUACCAUGCCCUCAAGGGCCAGAUCUUGGAGCUUGAGUGCAUCGUCCAAGGCCUUCCAACUCCCAAAGUGUCGUGGCUGAGGAAGGACGGCGAGCUGUCUGAAUCUCGGACCUCUAAAGAUCUCUUCGACCGCCGCCUGCGCUUCACUGAUAUCAGUGAGAGCGACGGUGGCGAGUACCAGUGUAUAGCUGAGAACUCCCAAGGGAAGAUCGCACACACUUACACUGUGACUGUGGAAGCGGCUCCCUACUGGACCAAGAAGCCAGUCAGUCAGUUAUAUGCCCGAGGUGAGACUGUCAGACUAGACUGCCAGGCAGACGGCAUCCCCGCUCCAACUAUCAGUUGGACCAUCAACGGGACCCCCCUCUCAGCAACCGACAAGGACUCCAGACGCACUCUAACUGCAAGCGGAUCUGUAAUCUUAGAGGAUGUCAACUUUGGAGACACUGCCAUCUAUCAGUGUCGGGCCUCCAACAAGCAUGGAACCAUCCUCACCAACACCAACGUCUAUGUCAUUGAGCUGUCUCCCCAGAUCCUCACUGAGGAUGGGAAUACAUACACAUUUACAGAGGGCAUGAAAGCUGUGCUGCAAUGUGAGACCUUUGGCUCUCCUAAACCUAAAGUCAUAUGGGAAAGCGGCAGCAGCUCUUCCCUUCUGGCAGAUCCCAGAGUCAACCUUCUCACCAACGGGGGGCUUGAGAUCUCUAAUGUCACCCAUGACGACGAGGGCAUCUACAUCUGCUCUGUGCAGAACACCAACUUGUCUGUCAGUGCCGAGCUGGAAGUGCUCAACAGGACAGUGAUCCUGUCACCUCCCCAGGCUCUGAAGGUGCAGCCUGGAAACACAGCAACCUUCACAUGUCAGGCUCUUGUGGCUCAAACUGGCUCUCCACAAAUUCAGUGGAGAAAGAACAAUCAGAAGCUCUUUGAGUCCCCUAGUGACAAAAAAUACACAGUUGAAGGACCAGACCUGAUAAUAGCUAAUGUGGGACCACACGAUGAGGGAGUGUACACCUGUCAGGUCAUAACUGAUCUGGACACGGCUGAAGUCAACAGCACCCUCACGUUAUGUGAUCGUCCAGAUCCCCCUGUCCUCCUCCAGAUCACCGAUCCUAAGCACCGUGCGGUCACCCUCAGCUGGACUCCUGGAGAUGACCACAACAGCCCCGUGCUAGAGUAUGUUGUUGAGUUUGAGGACCAAGGUGCAAAAGAGAUGGGUUGGGAAGUGCUGAAGAGAGUAAGAGGAAACAAGGAGCGUGCUAGCCUCCCUCUGUGGCCCUACAUGUCCUACCGUUUCCGGGUCACUGCCAUCAAUGAUGUGGGCAAGAGCCAUGCCAGCAAGCCAUCUGAAAUCCACAACACACCUGCUGAAGCUCCUGACAAUAACCCUGAAGAUGUUAGGAGUGAGUCCACAGACCCAGACACUCUGGUCAUCGCCUGGAAGGAAAUGGACAAACGUAACUUCAAUGGACCUGACUUUAAGUACCGGGUGCUGUGGAGGCGAGUGGUGGGCAGCGGGCCCAACUGGCACACCAACUACACAACCACACCACAAUUCACGAUCAAUGACGUCGGCAACUUUUCUGCCUUUGAGAUCAAAGUUCAGGCUGUCAAUGAGAAAGGGGAGGGACCUGAGCCAGACCCUGUUAUUGGCUACUCAGGAGAAGAUGUUCCAUUAGAGGCUCCAAUGAAUGUGGGUGUUGUGCUAAUAAACAGCACUACCAUCAGAGUGAUCUGGGCAGCAGUAGACAGAGAGACGGUCAGAGGGCACCUUCUGGGAUACAAGAUCUACUUGACCAGAACCGGCUCCAGGGGCCACCACCGACGCCGUAGGGCCAGGGAGCCAGAAACCACUGUGGUGGUGGAGACCGGGGCCAACGAGGAGAAGAAGGUGAUCAGUGAUCUAAGGCCGUACUCCCACUAUGACCUGGCCGUCACUGUAUUCAACAGCAAGGGAGAGGGACCCCCAUCCGAGACGCUACCCUUCAAGACCAAUGAGGGAGUUCCUGGUCCUCCCACAUCCCUGACACUCGACAGCCCCUCAGAGACAGAAAUGACCCUCCACUGGACAGCUCCUGGACAGCCCAAUGGAGUCCUGAUUGGAUAUCUACUGCAGUACCAACAGAUUGUGGAGAGUGAUGACAGCCCCAUGCAGGUAGAGAAAAUCGACGACCCCACGGUCACUCACCUCACCCUGAAGGGCCUGGACCGUCACAGCCACUACCGCUUCUACUUAAGGGGGCGCACUGCUGCAGGGGACGGAGAGGCCAUCAUGAGGGAGGGUGCCACCACGCUGGAUGGAGCACCUCCUGCCAACAUCAGCCUGUCUGUGGGGGAAAACUCAGUUAACCUAAGCUGGGUGCCCAAGAAGAGACACAGGAAUGUUAGCUUUCAGAUCCACUACCUCAAAAAAAAUGAUGGCAGUAAAUGGAAGACGGAGAAAGUGAACUCCUCUCAGUCUUUCUACGAGCUCCAGGGCCUGACUCCUGGCUCUCAUUAUCGUCUACGCUUCACCUACAGCAACACCACCUUCAGGGAGACUGACAUCGAGACAGAAGGAACAGGAGUGACGGAGAUGCAACCAAGCUUUGCAACACAGGGCUGGUUCAUCGGUCUUGUGAGCGCCAUCGUGCUGCUGCUGCUGAUAUUGCUCAUCCUCUGCUUCAUCAAGAGGAGUAAAGGGGGGAAGUAUUCAGUGAAAGAUAAAGAAGAGGGUCCGAUGGACUCUGAAGCACGGCCUAUGAAGGAUGAGACUUUUGGAGAGUACAGAUCUCUAGAAAGUGACCUUGAGGAGAAGCGCACGGCCAGCCAGCCGUCCCUGUGCGAGGAGAGCAAGCUGUGCAGCGAGGACAACCUGGACUUCAACGGCAGCAGUGCCAUAACAAUGGAGCUCAACAUGGACGAGUCUCUGGCCAGCCAGUUCAGCCGGCCCAGCGAGGGUCCAGAGGCGCUCCAUGGCCUGCCAGACAACUCCCCGCUCAACCCCACCACUGUCUCCCCAGCCGCCAAUGGCAUGCCCAACUCAGUCACCAUCCUCGAUUAACUGCCACACAUCCACCGGGGACCAUCAGACCAAAACAUGUCAACACAUAUGUGCCCAUACGCUCAUGUUCCCUACUGACUUGCUGAUCUGUAGUUUGACGACUAAUACACAAUCAAUAUGUUGACUAUUCAGAUGCACCUGGCAGUCAUCUGAUCGACUGGACUAUUUUGACCAAAGGAGUGUCCAAAGUAGUGGACAAUGUGAUACAAGCCUGACUGACCUGAAGAUGUCCUUUGACCCUGCCCCUCACCCUACUUUAUCUGUGUAGUUUACAACAUACCUUAAUGACUAACAUUCAUUUCACACCCCUUUUCUUUUAGUUUCUCUCCGCAGACAACUCUAUAGAAAGAUAAAGACAGAAUGUUGUGCAGGUAGAAAUAUCAGAGGGAUUGUAGGUAUGGUCCUAUAGAGAUGCAGAGUAGUGCAUUGAAAGGGAAGGGUGAUGGUAGAGCAUAGUGUGGGGAAACAGACAGCACAUGCUGCUGUGAAAAGUCUUGAAUCGUAGACAUUUAUCAUGCCUUAUAUUAUUUCGCACAUGAUUUUGUACGCCAUUUUUUAAAUGUAUUUGAAUUAAAAACAUCCUCUUUUGUUAUCUGCCAUUACUGAUUUAUAUCAUCACUUUUUCAUAUUGUUUUCUACAUUAUUUAUAUGAAACCCAUGACUUCUCUUUAUUGACAUAGUUCAUAGAUGCUUUCAUUGAAACUAAGUGAAGCCAAGUUUCGUACUAUAAGUAACAUUGGAUGCAUAAUGGGAACUUGCUGUGAAAAUGCCGAGUAGCAUCUGGUGUAUAUAGCUGCAUCUACAUCUAUCUAUUUAGCCAUAAUACAGUAUUAUAGAUAUGUACAUGCUCCUUAUAAGUUCCUGUGCCUGCUGGGUCUGCAUAGAGCACCAGAUUGAUGUCAUUACUCUCUCGCCUUCCCACCAGAAGUGUAAUGUCAUUAUUGGAAAUGAUAUUGUAAUUUUUUUGUGUCGAGACCUAUGUGUAGCUUUCUGUAACUGUCUUUGUCUCUUUCUACACUGUAUUAAAAACAUUGUUGUCUCUAAUUAACAAUCUUUUCAUACCUGUCCAUCUCAUACUACGCAUAACAGUUUGAGGAGCAGUAUUUAUGUAUAUUUACAGAUCAGAGUGGAGUCUUGCGGGCAAACACUCUCAAGUUUAAUUUUCAGACCCUCAUCAAUGCAAGUUGAUAUUGCAGACAGGCAUAAUGAUUGCCAGUUGAUGUAUAAUAAAGGCAAGCUGUUGGUAUUUGCAUCAAACUCAGAGAAUGUAUUCUUUUUAGCGCUGGGAAGACAUUUUAUUUACAUGCUACUGAAUAAAAAAAUCAAAAGGUACUGGAGAAAUAACAGUGGUUAUGAGAAGCUUUUUUCCCCACCACAGAGUGUAAAUACAACCCAUAAAGAUUGUUUUGAUGAACCCAACCAUGUUUGAUAUAAAAAUGUGAAAAAUGUGCAGGUUUGAAAUCACUUAACUUAAUUUUAAAAUGUUGCAAGUUGUCAUUUUAUUUUUCUUUGUUGUACUAUUGCUAUGAAUUCAAACUUUCAGUUUCUGACUAAUGAUUGCAGUGAGAUUUGGCUGUUUUAGCAAAAAUAGAUCAAAGCUGAGGAAAAACAUCAAUAAAAAAGAAUAGUAAAAAAUCCACAUUGUUCUGUAGAUGUUUGCAAACAUUUCAAAAAUUUGUGUCAUUUAGUGAUAGUAGUAGUUAACAUUACAAUGAAAGCUAAGAUUGUGUUUAUGCCUAUAACCAUCCAGCAAUGCAUUGCAGCGCAGUGAAUAUCUGUGGAGUUAUUGUCUGAUGCAGUUAUGAGUAGAAAGGGAUGCAGCGAGACAGUUUGUGCAUACCACGGGGAGUACCUAUAUGCAACAUCGCUGACUCAGUUCUCCCAAUUCAAAUAAAAGCUUGACACUGGCCAAACGUCACCUGACAGUCCCUGAGGUAAAGUAUAUGGGAUGUCUAAAAAGGCUAGUGGCAGUGAAAGAAGUGUGUGUAAGAUCCCUGUUGUUGGUUAUUCAGACACACUCAGGACAAAUAAAGCUUUUAAAAAAAUCUAUUUUCAUACAGGAGGGCAGAAUGCAACAAAAUAUGCCAAUAUUCUAACUUGACUAUCUGCUGCUAAACAUCUGUGUUUGUCAGUGUUCGUGGCAAAUGUUAGCUUUGAAUGAGGAAUGAGUGUACACACACAGAUACUCACUCGACUGCCACUCACUCUUUGCUUUUCAUGUGUCGAGGGGAAAGCUGAGGACACCGGCCUUUGCUUUUCCACUGUUGUCCCCCCCCCCCCCUUUUUUAUAGUUAAAAGAUAAAAAGCUAUUAAAAAGUGAAUUGGUUUGUUUAGAGAAGCUUCUUCAAAA